Diatraea saccharalis (sugarcane borer) is the source of this 1188-nucleotide messenger RNA. NCBI's taxonomy places the organism in Eukaryota, Metazoa, Arthropoda, Insecta, Lepidoptera, Crambidae. The record is from the annotation of a GenBank genome assembly.
GAAAUGCAACGGUAAGAUCUGAUACAUACAGAUAUCUAGAUGGGAAAUGAUUUUAAUGAAAUUAUAAGAACGAUUCGAAAUUUUCCGAAUUUGCUUUGAAGAACAAAUAGAAUAAACUUCCAGGUGUUGUCACGUUACAUCGUAUUAGCUCCGAAAGUACUGGACCGAUUUGAGAAAUUCUUUCACCUGCGCUAAGCUAGUUAACCCUGCGUCGGCACAGUCUAUGCUCAAAGCGGGCCAAGUCGCGGCAAAGCGUCUAGUUAUGUGUAUAAUUGUGCAGCAACAACAAGACCCACCGCGGGCACAUGCGCAACCACCACAGCGGCGCGCGGCCCGCGUGCGCCGUCUGCGCGCGCACGUUCGUCAACAAGGACGCGCUCGCCGAGCACCUGCUAAUACAUCAGGGCGUUAAGAACUACGAAUGCGCCACUUGCGGUAAAAGAUUCCGCACUCGAACACAAAUAAAAUUGCACCAGAUGAAGCAUUCGGACGUGAGGGAUUUCUACUGCGUCGAAUGUGAUGUCAGAUUCAAAACUGCGUAUACGCUUCGGCAACAUUUACAGAAAUCAUUGAAACACAAAGACUGGAAGAGUUUCAAGUGAGUAUAAUAUUAUAUUUCUGAUAUGAUCGAAUCCUUGAGUGUUUGCCAACCUGUGCUAAGCGAAGCCCUGGGGAUCCAACAGUGGCGUGCUCACCAUAGAUGCAAAUAAGCACUGCAUACCUUACCCAUAAAACCCAAUUAAAUACUCAUAUAUUAACUCGAUACGAGUAUUCAGAGACUUAUGAUUUGCUUAAACUAGUAUAAAUGCCAUCUAUCAAAAGUAUGCAGAAUUAUUAGAACGUUCUAGUAAGCGGAAUAUUUUCCCUACCCUACGCUGGCGCCGCCGUCACCGAUGCGGCCAUAAUCUGCACUUCUUAAAGCUUAUUCGCCAUACUAACAAGACAGCUCAAAACUUGUGUUAUACGUAGAACCUAUUUUUAUGUGUGUGUAAAUUUCAUGCAUGUGUUACGGUUUAAGAGGCACUGCUAUCUCAUAACCAGAGGUCGGAAUUAGGUAAAGUUAUGUAUGUACUUGCAUCGAAAUGUUGAAAUUAAUGGGGACCUUCCCGGGAUUUCUCUAUUUAUUUCUUUCAUUGAUGUAAGUUUGGCAACGGCGUUGCGUGCAGUAGUUUAAAUUGUGUAAAAGUA